UUAUGUUGGGGUUGAUGAUUCCAUAUAAGAUUGAGACGAUUGUUCAGCGCGUUUCAGAGUUAGAUAGAAUCAGAUGGAAUUCAGGUUAUAGAUGUUAUCGUGAUUGUGACUUUGUCUCUUGCAAGAAAUAAACUUAUUAUUAUAAAAGUGUAUAUUUAAAUUAUUAAAGAAAUCGGAAACGAGAAACGUAAAAAUGGAAGAGAAAUUACGUCAAAUGGAAGAUGAGAUGAACAGGUUUGAAGCCGAGAUUGGUGGGCAAUUAGUCACGCCUAUGGCGAGGCCCGUGAUCGGAGCAAAUACUUAUAAUCAAGUAGCCAGACAAUUAGAACAGCAUGAACUUCCAACACCUGUUGUUGCCGCUGCUGCAGCUAGUUUAGCUUUCCCUCCGAUGAUCGGAUUCCCACCACCACCACCGCCGCCACCACCACCGCCUCCACCACCCCCAAUGCUAAUCCCACAACAAGUUGCAAGACAAGGUACGGUUCCUUCUAUUACAACCUAUUCGUCGCCUGCACAGAUAAGUAAUCCGUAUUUACCGAACAUGGUGGACACGUGUUUAACCGCUACCCCGAAAACUUAUGAAUCCACGUCGACGCCAAUGAUUCAUCCAGAAAUUAUUGAACAGAUUAUCAAUACAAAGAUUCCUGAAGAUGACAGCAAAAAGAAACCCAAAGUGAAAGGUGUUAGCACUGCCGCCGAAUUGGCGAUUAGUCAAGGGAAAGCGAGCUCGAUUAUGGCCAACGCCAGCGCGGAGGAGUCUCACCCGAAAGGUAAAGGGAAGAAGAACAAGAAGAUCGUGAGAAUGGCUGGUGGUCAGAUUUGGGAAGAUUCUUCUCUUUUGGAGUGGGACGAAGACGAUUUCAGAAUAUUCUGUGGAGACUUAGGAAAUGACGUCACGGAUGAAAUGCUUGUAAGGGUCUUCGGCAAAUAUCCGAGCUUCCAAAAAGCUAAGGUAGUCAGAGAUAAAAGAACGAACAAGACGAAAGGAUUCGGAUUCGUCUCGUUCAAGGAUCCACAAGAUUUCAUUAAGGCGAUGAAGGAGAUGAACGGGCGAUACGUAGGCUCGCGACCGAUAAAGCUGCGCAAGAGUUCGUGGAAGCAACGGAAUUUGGAGACGGUACGGAAGAAAGAGAAAGAAAAGCAAACAUUAAUUGGUUUGUUGACCGGCCGGUGACGUGACCGACCGCCUUUCUUUCUUUUCUCAUUCAUACUUUCACCCGCCAAUUGGGUUCUGGACGUUCGUUUCAUUUAGAAGUGACGGAGUUCCCAUCGAAUUGUAUCUCUACGUGUAAAGCACAUACGUAUUUGCUGUCGUUGAAGCUUCACACGUGAUGGAGUUGAAAGGGGUUGUGUAAAAGCUGCAGUUAUAUCGUGAAUGUAUUUGAAAUAAAUUGACAACGUGAUUAA
Ceratina calcarata is the source of this 1407-nucleotide messenger RNA. Its product is annotated as RNA-binding protein 42. The record is from RefSeq and is a predicted model, not a curated record. The coding region runs from base 194 to 1174 and encodes 326 amino acids. The transcript has 5 exons. Lineage: Eukaryota; Metazoa; Arthropoda; Insecta; Hymenoptera; Apidae. Gene Ontology annotation, molecular function: mRNA binding.